GACGGCGGAGCCUGGGGGGCUGCCGUCUAUGGAGUCGCACAGAGUCGGACACGGCUGAAGCGACUUAGCAGCAGCAGCUGCUGCAGUGAACGUCCCUGUACAUGUAUGUUUGCUUACACCUGCAAAUGUUUCUGCAGUAUGGAUUCUUAGAAGUGUUACUGUGGAAUCAAGGGCGUGUGCAUGCUUUGCCAAAUCGCCCUCUGAAUGGUUGAACCUGGUGCUUCUUCAAAAAGGUGGGAGUGGUGGGUGGAAAACUUCAGGCCUCCGAGCAGCAGGCGGCGCUGUGAGCGCCCGUCCGCGCCAGUGGCGAGGCCCAGCUCACGGACUUCCGCUGGAGGAGUUGGCGCAGGCCCGGCAGAGCUGACAACAGAGGUCGAGCGAGCGGUGGGGCGCGAUGCCGUACGCCAACCAGCCCACAGUGCGGAUCACGGAGCUCACCGACGAGAAUGUCAAGUUCAUCAUCGAGAACACGGACCUGGCGGUGGCAAAUUCUAUCCGGAGGGUCUUCAUCGCUGAGGUGCCCAUAAUAGGUAAGCGACCCCAGUCUCGUUGCCAGGGCUACCGGGCCUCUCUCCCCCCACCCCACUCCUCCCCUUGCCUUGCAGCUCCUGCCCCGAGCCUUGGUUUGGGCGAGGGAUUGGGAGCGCUAAGAGGACAGUCGUGCUGGAGACUUGAUCGGGCCCUUUGCCCUUGGCCCAGGCCCACUCUGGCCACCUCUCUGGCUCCCACGGGCUAUUUAGUUCCAUUCUUUUCCGUGCGUUGGUGACGCGCAUGGGCUCAGGAGUCUGUGGACUGGGACUCAGAAACUGUUUUCACUUA
Messenger RNA from Capra hircus (goat), 819 nucleotides. RefSeq names its product RNA polymerase II subunit C (gene POLR2C). Gene Ontology annotation, molecular function: DNA-directed RNA polymerase activity; protein dimerization activity. Gene Ontology annotation, cellular component: RNA polymerase II, core complex. Gene Ontology annotation, biological process: DNA-templated transcription. The record is from RefSeq and is a predicted model, not a curated record. NCBI's taxonomy places the organism in Eukaryota, Metazoa, Chordata, Mammalia, Artiodactyla, Bovidae. The transcript has 2 exons. Bases 395 to 766 code for a protein of 123 amino acids.